GGCGUUUUUUGCGUUUGACGCAGCCGCUGCUUGGCUCACAUUUCGUAGGAUCUUAACGAGGCGUCCUCGGAGCUCACAGAUCACGAAUUUCGAAGCCCGGCACGCCGUCAGCGUCGAUUGUUUAAAAUCGCAGCCAGUGCGCUUUGACCUGAUACAAAAAUCAAUCGCGCUACGGCACGCGCCGCUCCCCGAAAACCAUGGCGAACCGCACCGGCUGCUGCGCCUCCUGCUGCAAGAUGCUCAAGAAGUUCUCUUUGCUCUUGAUAAACACCGCCGACGCGGGCAUCGGCUGCGCGGCUCUGGGCCUGGCCAUCUACCUCCGGAGCAAUAAAGCCGGCGCCGAAGUCGCCGUGCAGCGCGCCGUCCACGCUAGUUUAUUCCUGGCCGGCGCCUUUCUGCUGGGCGCGGCGCUCGGCUUCGGGGGGACCGUCUUCGACAGCCCCUGCGCUCUCAGACUCUCCGGCUUGCUUGCUAUACCGUUAGCUAUCGUCGGCGCGGGCGCGGGCAUAUACAUGGCGACGAUGAAGGAUUCCUGUCUUGACUAUGUCGCGAAAGCCACACCUUCAGAGGAGCAAACUGCGUCGCACUACUACUGGUUCGUCGUCGGCGGCGUCUUCGGCGGGGCGGUGCUUGAAAUGAUACGGUACUCGCUUGCUAAAAAUUUGUCGAGGACGCUGUCGUCGGAAGCGGACGAUCUACGCGUGUCUCUGGCGGCCGAAGAGGCGGCGUCGAACGCGAGGCGGGAAGUGAGCGAAGCCGCGCGGACCGGUAGAUUCGAUCAAUUACGGGCGUAUUACCGCGACAAGUACAACCCGCCGGAACCGGACGAGGAGAGCGUCGGCGCGGCGUCCUCGCGGAACCCGUUCGAGGACGAUUCGGACGGCGACGAGGUGAACCCGCUCCACGGCGAGUCGCCCGCCAAGGCGGCGCAGCCGUGGUACGCGGGGCUCUGAUGAUCGAUCCCCUGUCUUUCUCCCUUGUAAUAGUAAUCUGAAAAAAUUC
This is a messenger RNA of Pelagomonas calceolata, 1002 nucleotides long. The record is from the annotation of a GenBank genome assembly. Lineage: Eukaryota; Pelagophyceae; Pelagomonadales; Pelagomonadaceae.